Cylas formicarius (sweet potato weevil) is the source of this 6533-nucleotide messenger RNA. It is a transcript of the gene Pi4KIIIalpha, whose product is annotated as phosphatidylinositol 4-kinase alpha. Bases 116 to 6349 code for a protein of 2077 amino acids. Gene Ontology annotation, biological process: phosphatidylinositol-mediated signaling; phosphatidylinositol phosphate biosynthetic process. Gene Ontology annotation, cellular component: plasma membrane; cytoplasm. The transcript has 22 exons. Lineage: Eukaryota; Metazoa; Arthropoda; Insecta; Coleoptera; Brentidae. Gene Ontology annotation, molecular function: 1-phosphatidylinositol 4-kinase activity. The record is from RefSeq and is a predicted model, not a curated record.
GACCAAUUUCUAUGCUCCGUGUGACAGUCGGUGGUUUUGUGUACUACUCAAUCGAUGAAUGUUUUGAAAAUUAUUUCCAGGGGAUAAGCAUUGAAAAAUAUUUUUAACCGCCAAAAUGGCGAAAGACAAUAAAUUAUUCUUCCAUAAGACUGUGAUGCAUUUAGCCAGGGCUCUGGCGAAUAUAAAAAACACGCCCUGGGACAAGGUCCAGACCUUGUUUUCGAUGUGCGCGAUAGAAGCAUCUAACAAUUCAAUCGCGAUCCACUGUCGCGAACAGGAUGCCGUCAUCGCUUUGGGGAUAUAUUUCCUGGAGUCGGGUUUGCAGCACAAAGAGAAAAUCAUGCCCUAUCUGCUGCACCUGGCCAAAAGUUUGGAGAAGGCUACGUGGCUGGACGAAAUCAAAUACAACGCCACCGACAGGAUACCCAUGGCGGAAAAAUUCAGCUUUUGCCUGCACACUCUCCUCAGCGAUGUCGCAGCGCGGUGCGAGGACUACCGUAAAAUAAUAAUAGACACCCAAGUGGAAUGCUUGGUUUCUCUGACGAACAGCAUUGUCAAGCUGCAAGACCCCAACAACUGUAACAGCAGCGCCAAGUUGUUCCUUUGUAAAACGAUUGUUCCUGUCCUUAUAGGUCUCGCGCGUGCGAUGGGGCGGUUCUGCGUCGGUGACCCGCCCCUCAUAUGCCGCCUGUUUCCGAAACCGGAACCGCCGCUUAACCAGGCGGCGGGCAACGCGCGCGACUUCUACACCCGGAGCUUCAGCACGUUCCGGAACAUAAUACCCCGGAGUCUUUCCGGUAAUUUGAGCGCGACGGUCGACAUAUUGGCCAUCACGCAGGGAUACGACACCGCCGACGUCGCAUACACCAACUCGCUGAAGAAGAGCGGCGGCCCGUCUUCGAUAGGCAACCACCAAAACGCGUACGAUCCUACGACGUAUUUCUUUGCCAAGUUCGGGUCGAGUUUCAACCAGUUCCCGCAGCUGAGAGUGGAUGCGCAGAACGUAGCUGCGCAGAUCACGUUUCCGCAGCAGCAUCUCGCUACGGUUUUGGCGCUAACGAAGAAGCUGCUCACCAAGUCGAUGCUCGAGUUUUUGGACGAGCAGUCAGCGGAAAUUUACGCGACCGGGAAGAUACAGAUAUUUCCGUACAAAAGUUUUUCUGAGACCAUCAAUUUGGUGAUGGUCACCCUGUUGCGGGAACUGUUGCAGCAGCAGAACACUCUGCCCGAGCCCUUCACCAAGGACGUGCAGGAGUUCGUCAAAGGGUUGUACCUGAGCGGACAAACGGAACUGCAGAGCCGGCACCACGAUGCCAGCGAAAAAGAAGACCGAGAGAGCAAUUUUGCUCUGGUGAACAGGUUCAAGGCCAACGUAAUGGCUAACGCGGCAUGCGUCGACCUGCUGGUUUGGGCCAUAGGUGACGAGACCGGGGCGGACGGUUUGUGCGGUAGGUUGUCGGAAAAAAUCAACUCUAGUCACGGGUACAGGCUCGUGCUCGCCCACAUGCCCCUGCUGAUGGUCUGCCUCGAGGGUCUCGGCAAAUUGGCCCGAAAGUUUCCAAACAUCGCGUCCACUUCGAUUUACAACCUCAGGGACUUUCUUAUCGCGCCGUCGCCCAUCUUGUCCAAGCUCCACAAGCACGCGAACGAGAAAAACGGCAAGGAGAGCGUCAAAAUAACGGCGAGCGGUAACCGUCUGCGCGCGGAGACUGCGCAGUCGUCGUCUCCGAUGUGGACCGCGUUCGAGCGGCUCCGCGACGCGGCCAUCGAGAACCUUUGCCACGCCCUCGAGGCGGCCCACGUCCUCGAUCCGGACUGCGUGCGCGCGUUGGUCGCCUCCGUGUCGAACCGGCUCUUCACCGCGGAGAAGAGCGACAGCGAGUCGACCCUAAUAUCGACCAACAUCGUCAUCAUGCUCGGUCACGUGGCCGUUUCGUUGAAAGGCACGCCCAAAACCACCGACACCAUUCUGCAGUUUUUCCAGCAGCGUUUCUGUCGCGUGCCGUCAGCGCUCGACACCCUCAUCGUCGACCAAUUGGGGUGUAUGAUCAUAGCGCAGUGCGAGCCCCACGUCUACGAGGUCGUGAUGAAGAUGUUCACGAUGAUCACGGUGGAGAGCAGCAGCGCCGCCUACGGUAGCGGCACGAACGAUCGCGCCCAGUACAGGCACGUAUCGCGGGCUGUGAUAAACGCGCUCGCGAACAUCGCGGACAAUAUACAGGGCGAGCAACACAUGCACGAGUUGUUAGGCAGACUUCUAGAACUGUUCGUCCAGCUGGGUCUCGAGGGCAAAAGGGCGAGCGACAAGUCGCCAGGUGCAUUGAAAGCGUCCAGUUCGGCGGGCAACCUGGGCGUCCUAAUACCGGUGAUUGCGGUUCUGCUGCGCAGGUUGCCGCCCAUCAGGAACCCGAAACCGCGGGUGCACAAAACGUUUCGGGACUUUUGGCUGUACUGCGUGAUCAUGGGCUUCACUGCGUCCGAUUCCGGCCUGUGGCCGCAGGAAUGGUAUGAGGGCGUGAAGGAGAUCGCAGUAAAGUCGCCGGCGUUGGUGUCGCCGACUUCUAGCAGGGCGGAGAUCCGCGAGCUGCAGUACACCAGCGCGGUGCGCAAUGACAGCGUGUCCAUUAACGAGCUGCAGGAAUUGAAGAACCAGAUCCUGGACCUGCUGAAGCAUCCAGCCGACGUCACCGCUAUCGUCAACGGAAAGCUUUCGUUCGCGCAGUGCACGUUCCUGCUCAGUGUAUAUUGGGUGGAGAUGCUCAGGGUGCAGCAUUCUGGCGAGCCGAGCAUCAUCUCGAUGAUAUCCGAAUACCUCGGCGAUGCCGCUCUGCAGAAGGACAAGAGCGGCAUGUGGAACUGCGUAGCGGCCGUGAGUGAUCGCGUAUUCGAAAAGUUCCUCGAGGUGAUGAAAAACAGGCCGAAGGACGAGGCUCGAGAGGCCGACCUCGAGCAGCACGCCCAAUUCCUCCUGGUUAACUUCAAUCACACCCACAAGCAGGUCAGACGCAUAUCGGACAAGUACCUCGCCAGUCUGGUCGACAAAUUCCCCCAUCUGCUCUGGAGUAGGAAGGUGCUGUGGACGAUGCUCGACAUCCUCCAGGUGCUGUCCUACUCGUUGGAGAUCGAUCCGAAUCAGGAAACGCCGACUCUUAAAAUCCCUCAGACCCCCUACGCGGUGCAACUGAUGGACACGAUAGAAGCGCGUGAAUCCGUCAUAAAAGACUUCGCCGACAAUUCGGAGCGCAUCAUUAAGGAAGCGAUGAGGUGGGCGGCCACUUGGACCCGGUCCCACAUCCAGGAGUACAUCAAUCAGAUUCCGAGCUCCGGCAUGUGGCAACACGCGGGCCUCUCUCUCGCCCUGGAGUCUAUCCUGCAAUUCGGCCCUUUGAACUUAUUCAAUGCACCUCUGAGCACGACGACCCUGGUCAAACGACCCAAGUGCGUCAAGAGCGACUCGUCGAAGACAAUCUCCACGUCGGCGAUGAGGUCCAAGUAUACGGGCGAGGUGAUCGGCAUGUUGUCGGUGUUCGACUCCGCUGACGGCAAAGACCAACUGGCGAAGCUAAUCCUGGGCAAGGUGCGCGACGCGUGCGCGCAAAAGUCCGACUCUAUGCACCGCGACGCCCUCUGGCAGGCGACGGCGCUCCUCGUUUACUGUUCCGACGCGGACCGCGAUCUGCUGCAGUGCAUCGCUUGGUCGCAGGUGGAGCUGUUCAGCGUCGAGGCUAUGAGGACGUCGGUCGAGUGCUGGCAGUGGCUGAUCACUUCCAAGCCUGACCUGGAGACGAGGUUCCUGCAGGAGAUGGUCGCCGCGUGGAAAUGUACCGUGCACAAGAAGCUCGGGCUGUUUUCGGCGUCGACUCCGCAGGCCAGUCCGUUGGCCGCUUACGAAGGUUGCCACCUGGAACCUGACGGUCCUUUCGUGAGUCCGCACGUCAUCUGGGUGCAGUUCAUUUGCGAACUCGUGGAGAGCGUCAAGUAUAAUAACUACGAGAAGGUCGAGAUGAUCGCGAGUCUGGUGCACCACUCGCUGUCGAUGACGGUGGGCGCGGAUCCGCCAUGUCAAACGAGACACGUCUCCGCAAUUGGCGUGCGUUUCAAGUUGCUGACGUGCGGGUUGUCCCUUCUCCAAGGUGACAUCUUGCCCAAGAGCCUCGCGAAGAACGUGCUACGCGAGCGCAUCUACUGCAGCUGUCUCGAUUACUUCUGCAAACCGCCUGCGUGCCCCACCCAAACCGCCGGCGAACUACGCGACGACGUCACCACCCUGAUCCGUUUCUGGCAGAUGCUGCACUCCGACAAGAAGUACCUGAAAGUGAGCGACGUCGGCGAUUUGGGCCCGUCGACGACGCCGCUGCCCGGCGUGCACUCCAACGAGCUCGCCAGGCCGGGAGACUUCAAUCGCCCCGCCUCCGGCUGGAUCAACACGGUACCGUUGUCGACUAGUACCGCUACGUUGAGCAAACGAUCGACCAAGUCGUCGCGCAAACCUCCGAAGGCGGACAACUUCGUCAAGUGUUACCUGAAGAAGCGCAACCUCAUCCUCGAGUUGCUCGCCGCCGAGAUCGAGUUUCUACUGGUCUGGCACAACCCAACGUCGCGGAUCGAGCUUCAAAUACCCGGCGAGGAUAACAUCGCCUCCUGGCGGACGAAAACGGUCACUGAGAAACAGUGGCAGGACUACACGCGUUUGGCGUGGGACGUGUCGCCCGUACUGGCCGUUUAUCUCGCGACGCGGUUCAAAACGAACGAGGCCAUCGUCGGCGAGAUCAAGAACCAGGUCCAGGCGAACCCGACUGCGGUGUCCCACGUUCCCGAAGCGUUGCAGUACCUCGCGACGACCGAGGCCAUCUUGACCGACAGUCCGAAGCUCGGUCACAUGCUGACGUGGGCCCGGAUCACUCCGAUACAGGCGUUGGCCUACUUCAGCAGGCAGUUCCCGUCGCACCCGAUCUCUGCGCAGUACGCCGUCAAAGUACUGAGCUCGUAUCAGGCGGACGCGGUACUGUUUUACAUCCCGCAGCUCGUCCAGAGUCUCAGACACGACAAGGUGGGCUACGUGACCGAAUUCAUAAAGUACAUAGCGAAAAAGUCGCAAAUCGUCGCCCACCAGCUCAUCUGGAACAUGAAAACCAACAUGUACAUGGACGAGGAGAUGCAACAAAAAGAUCCCGCGUUGUACGAAACGCUGGACGCUCUGGUGGGCAGCAUCGUCGGCGAAUUGUCCGGCCCGGCGAAGCUGUUCUACGAACGCGAGUUUGACUUUUUCGACAAGAUCACAAACAUCUCCGGCGAGAUACGACCGUACCCCAAAGGACCGGAGAGACGUAGGGCGUGUCUCGAGGCUCUGAGCAAGGUCAAGGUGCAGCCCGGAUGUUACCUGCCCAGUAAUCCGGAGGCGAUGGUGCUCGACAUCGACUAUAAGAGCGGCAUACCAAUGCAGAGCGCCGCCAAGGCGCCCUACCUCGCGCGUUUUAAGGUGGUCAGGUGCGGGAUCAUGGAACUGGAGAACGUCGCCAUGGCGGUUUCGGUUAACGAGACCGUCGACUUGAACAUGGGGCCGGAGGUGUGGCAGGCGGCCAUAUUUAAGGUGGGCGACGACGUCCGCCAGGAUAUGCUGGCCCUGCAGGUGAUCGGCAUCUUCAAGAACGUGUUCCAGACGGUCGGCCUCGACCUCUACCUCUUUCCCUACAGGGUCGUCGCGACGGCGCCCGGCUGCGGCGUGAUCGAGUGCGUGCCGAACGCAAAGUCGCGCGAUCAGCUCGGUCGUCAGACGGACAUCGGUAUGUACGAGUAUUUCCUGAAGAAGUACGGCGACGAGAGCACCAAAGAGUUUCAGGCGGCGCGACGCAAUUUCAUCAUCUCGAUGGCCGCGUACAGCGUCGUCGGGUUUUUGUUGCAGAUUAAGGACCGUCACAACGGCAACAUCAUGUUGGACAACGACGGUCAUAUUAUUCACAUCGAUUUCGGGUUCAUGUUCGAGUCGUCGCCGGGUGGUAACUUAGGUUUCGAGCCCGACAUCAAGCUGACCGACGAGAUGGUCACGAUAAUGGGCGGCAAAAUGGAGGCGGCGCCCUUUAAGUGGUUCUCCGAACUCUGCGUGCAGGCUUAUCUCGCAGUGAGACCGUACGAGGAGGCGAUCAUUUCGUUGGUGUCGCUGAUGCUCGACACGGGUCUGCCCUGCUUCAGGGGCCAGACGAUCAAACUGCUGCGGGGACGUUUCAACGCAGGCGCGAGCGACAAGGAGGCGGCCAACUACAUGCUGAAGAUCAUACGCAACAGCUUCAUCAAUUUCCGGACUCGCACUUACGACAUGAUCCAGUAUUACCAGAAUCAGAUCCCGUAUUAAUUAACUCGUUCGGUAUGCUAGUCAAUUGGUUGUCGUUUUUCUAGGGGUGGCGUCUUAACUUGUACAUAUGUUGUUAUUGAUGAUGAUAAUGAUGAAGUAUAUACUUUAUUUAAAAAAAAAAUAUUUCGCACAAUCUUUGAACCCAAUGAAUCUUUGACACCACGCCAGUCUUUUGUUUUAUUAG